Molecule: messenger RNA, 1711 nt
Organism: Phyllopteryx taeniolatus (common seadragon)
Lineage: Eukaryota; Metazoa; Chordata; Actinopteri; Syngnathiformes; Syngnathidae
Product: glycylpeptide N-tetradecanoyltransferase 2-like
Exons: 13
Coding region: 241-1587 (448 amino acids)
Biological process (GO): N-terminal peptidyl-glycine N-myristoylation
Cellular component (GO): cytoplasm
Molecular function (GO): glycylpeptide N-tetradecanoyltransferase activity
Source: RefSeq, a predicted model, not a curated record
GCGAACAGGUGCACAGGAAACCCAAAAUCCUGAUGCAAACCAAAAACCAGAAACAAAAUGUAAUCCAAACCAAGUCACUACUCUCAGUGACUCACUAAGGUGCAAUAAUAUUGGUCGUGCAGAGGAUAAAGAAUAUAUGCCUAAAAUGUCAAUUGGGAGGGGCAGUAAACAGCUUGAAGCCUCUUUUUUGAAGAAUUGCUCACCAUCUGCCAGCUGCUGUUUGUUGUGAAGGGUACAAAUAUGGAGGACGGCGAUGCCUGCAGUCCAAAGAAAAGUCAAAAGAAGCAAGAUAAAUGGAGAGCAGAGAGACCCAGAGAUCUUUUUGAAAAACUGGAUUCUUUACCUGAAAGCAAGCAGCAGGAGAUCCAAAGGGCCCUCCAUCUUUUCUCUUUUGGACAAACUAUGCCAAGAACGCUGCAGCAGGCCAUGAGACGCACCUACAAGUUCUGGCACACCCAGCCAGUACCAAAACUUGGUGAACUGGUCAUAAGCCACGGCCAAAUAAGGGAGGGUGAAGCGAGUGCUCGAGAGGACCCCUACUCCCUGCCUCCAGGCUUCUCAUGGGACACUCCGGACCCGAGCAGCCCCUCGGUGCGGCAAGAACUUUGCACACUACUCAAUGGAAACUACACAGAAGAUGAUGACAACACCGUCACGUACGACUUCUCUGUGGAGUAUCUGCAGUGGGUCUUGCAGCCCCCAAAUUGGCUGGCCUACUGGUACUGCGGCAUCAGAGUGGAUUCCAACAAGAAGCUGGUGGGCUUCAUUGCCGCUGUCCCUGCAGAUGUGCAUAUAUAUGACACGGAGAAGCAGAUGGCGCAGAUCAAAUUUCUGUGCGUUCAUAAGAAGCUGCGCCUCAAGCGAAUGACCCCGGUUCUGAUCCGAGAGCUCGCCAGACGGGUCCAGCAGCGGGGUGUCUGCCAGGCGGUGUACACGGCGCCCGUAGUGCUGCCGACGCCGCUCAGCUCCUGCAGAUUGUGGCAUCGACCUUUGAACCUGCGUAAACUGAUGGAGGUCCAAUAUCCAGGGAUCCAGGGAGACAUGCCCCUGCGGAGAGCGCAUAAAUUCUACCGCCUCCCUGAAGACACAAAGACGCCAGGUUUGCGCCCGAUGACCAAAGACGACAUUGAGAGGACGCAUAAGCUUCUCCAAGCGAACCUCAGCAAGUUCCACCUCAAGGCCAGCUGGUCCCUAGAAGAAGUCGAGCACUGGCUUUUGCCCAGGGAGUAUGUGAUUGACACCUAUGUGGUGGAGGCUGAUGAUGGCGUACUGACAGAUGUGGUGAGCUUCUAUGGAAUCUCCUCCAAGGUGCUCAACCACCAGUUCCACGGCAGCCUGAGAGCAGCUCACCUCUUCUACGCGGCGUCAGCUGCCGGUGGCGACCUCGUCCAGCUCGUGGAGGACACGCUGGUCCUGGUCAAAUCUAAAGGCUUUGACAUCGUCAUUGCCGCCGACGUGAUGGAUACCAAGAGUUUCCUGGAGAGGCUCAAGUUCAGCUUCAGUGGCAAGAGGCUUCAUUACUACUUGUACAACUGGAGGUGCCCCAGAUUGAGUCCAGACAAGGUGGGCAUGGUGUUACCCAACUAAACUGCCUAAAUGGAGGAUCACGAGUGAGCAUUGUAAUGCCGAAAAGCCAAGAAUGCGUGUGGUCGAGUAAUCUGCUAGUCUGCAAACACACGGAAUCAAUAAAUUAAAAAAAAAAAACAUACAA